Scomber japonicus (chub mackerel) is the source of this 10272-nucleotide messenger RNA. Its product is annotated as apolipoprotein B-100-like. Gene Ontology annotation, molecular function: cholesterol transfer activity; low-density lipoprotein particle receptor binding. NCBI's taxonomy places the organism in Eukaryota, Metazoa, Chordata, Actinopteri, Scombriformes, Scombridae. Gene Ontology annotation, biological process: cholesterol transport; triglyceride mobilization; cholesterol homeostasis. Gene Ontology annotation, cellular component: very-low-density lipoprotein particle; low-density lipoprotein particle; mature chylomicron. The transcript is spliced from 26 exons. Bases 92 to 10000 code for a protein of 3302 amino acids. The record is from RefSeq and is a predicted model, not a curated record.
AAAGCCAAAAGACUGAGGCAAAGGAUUAGUCUUCACUGAAAGAGGGAGGCUCUCUGUACCUUAGGCUUCAAGGAGCUUUACUAAACCCAUCAUGGGGAGUACAAAGCUCUGCCUUUUGCUGCUGUUGGGCACGUACACCCUAGCCCAGCAAGAUGUGAGAAGUGUUGAUGAACAACCCUCAGGAUGCUUUUUGUCCAAAAGAUUCAAGAACUUCAGGGGGUUUGUGUACGACUACGAAGCUGAGACCUUUAACGGCAUGACCAGAGCCACUGACAACAAGAGCAGCCCCAAAAUCUCCUGCAAAGUUGAGGUUGAUGUGCCCCAGACCUGUAGCUUCAUCCUUCGCACAACAGAAUGUUCUCUGAGUGAGAUUUCUCUGGUGGAAACAGACGGAAGCACAGUGUAUCGUCCUGUUGAGGGAACUGAGGCUUUCCAAGCUGCCAUGGCCAAGAACGUUUUGAAGAUCACAGUUGAAGGACAGACUGAUGUCAAACUCUUCCCUGAGGAUGAUGAGCCUGUCAACAUCUUGAACAUCAAGAGGGGAAUCGUCUCUGCUCUCAUCGUGCCAGUAAUGGAAGAGGAGAGGAACAAAGAAAUGGCCACCGUGCAUGGAGUCUGUCCCACCGACUUCACCGUCAACACCAGAGAGGACAUUGCCACAGAUGUCACUGUCAGCAGGGAUCUUUCCAAAUGUGACUGGUUCAUGGCCCGCAGACAGGACACCAGUCCCCUGGCGCUCAUCUCUGGCAUGAACUAUCCUCUGUCCAAGAUGAUUAGAAGCACCCAGACUUGCAACUACCAGUUUGACAACCAGAAGAAGCACAUGACCAGUGGAACUUGCACAGAGAAACACAUCUACAUGCCCUUCUCCCACGGGGGUGAAUAUGGAAUUUCUACUGUGGUAAAGCAAACUGUGACUCUGAGAGAGACCGCCAAGAUCAAUGACAGAGUCUUUGACCGCAAUGAGGCCAACCUGAAGUUCUUGCCUAUGGAUGUUGCUGACAACAAGUCCCCUGUGCAAACCAAGGAUGCUGUCAUUGCCACAAUGCAGGAACUGACACAGGGCCCUACUGAUGUCAAGCAGCGAGCCAGCCUGUUCCAUAAGCUGGUGUCUGAGCUCCGUGGCCUGAAGGUUGAUGUCCUAGGAUCUGCUGCUCUUGAGAUGACUGACAUUUCCAUGUCUCUGGCAUGGCAAGCUCUGGUUCAGUGCGGAACCCCAGAGUGUACCAGCGCUAUGCUGAAGGUCCUCAGAACCUUUGACGAAUCUGCUGUUCUUGAAGUUGAUACUACUGUCUAUGCCCUGGGACUGCUGCCUAACCCCUCCCGCCUCAUGGUCAAUGACAUGCUGGCAAUGGCUCAGAAGAAGCAGAGCAGACCGAUCAUGUAUGCCCUGAGCAAUGCAGUCAGGAAACUGUACCAGGCUGAGGGCAAAGUCACCCCUGAGAUCACUGCUGUUUCUGAGUUCAUGGCUUCCAUUCUGGGCGCAGACUGCGCUGGGGAGAAAGAUCUGACUUUCCUGACCUUGAGGGUUGUUGGAAACAUGGGAGACGCAAUGGAAGCUGCUGAUCCAGCGAUGAAGUCCAUUAUGCUGAAGUGCAUGAGACAGCCUGCAACCACUCUGUCUGUGCAGCUCGCCGCCAUCCAGGCUUUCAGACGCAUGUCUGUGACAGAUGAGGUUCGUUCUAAUCUCCAGAGAGUCUGCCAGUACCCCAAGGGUGCUGUACAGAAGCGCCUGGCAGCCUACCUGAUUCUGAUGAGGAAUCCCCAGGACAGUGACAUUGAGAUGGUGAAGAAGCUGUUUAAUCAGGAGCAAAACACUCAGGUCAAGGCCUUUGUGACCUCCCACAUCUACAAUAUCAUUUCCUCCACUGAUUCAGAGACCCAGAAGCUUGGUGAGAAGAUAAUGGAUGCCCUUCAGGGCACAGAUGUUGCCACACACAAUGACUACACCACACUGUCUCGCAACUACAAACUGGGCAUGGCACAAGAAAACAUGCAGGCCAACAUUCAGGGGAACAUUGUAUUUGAUCCUAAUAGCCAGUUGCCCAGAGAGGUCUUGCUGGAAACUACCCUGAAAGCUUUUGGUUACAAUAUGGAUCUUUGGGAGGUUGGCAUGGAUGGAAGGGGCUUCGAACCAGCCAUUGAUGCUUUGUUUGGAAAGAACGGGUUCUUCCCAGACACUGUGUCCAAGGCACUGUACUGGGCUGAGGAUAAGAUGCCAAUUAAGAUCAAAGAAGUUCUGGACAAAUGGGUUGCUCCCCUGAAAUCAGAAGGACAGCAGGUUCCCAAAAAUCUCCUGAGAGACAUUGAGCGCAGUUUCACCAAGCUGGUUAAAGAUCUGCAGAAUCAGGAGUCCCCAGAGUCCAUGGCCUACCUUAGAAUCAUGGAAGCUGAGCUUGGCUUCAUCAAGGGCAGCGAUCUGAGGGUUAUUGCCAAUAACAUCAGGAUGUAUACAGAGAUUUUCUUCAAGAUCCUUCCCACUCAGAUCAUGGCUAAACUGAUGUCCAGCACUGACAAUGAGUUCUUUGCCCAUUACAUCUUCAUGGACAACAAAUUCAUCUUGCCAACAGCAUCUGGCUUACCUCUGACAUUUGCUCUGUCUGGUACCUUUACUCCUGGUGCAAAGGGAGGCCUUCAGAUAACUCCAAACAUGAAGGAACUGCUCUUCAAGCCCUCUGUUGGAGUUGAGUUUGUGACUCAAAUGGGAGUCCAUGUCCCUGAAUUUGUUGUCUCCGCUAUUGAGAUGCACACCAACAUGUACCAUGAGAGCACAGUCAAUGCCAAGAUCACCAUGGAGCAGAACCAGGUCAAGUUCUCCAUCCCUGUUCCAGAGAGCAACACAAAGCUCUUCACUAUCAGCAAUCAAGUGCGGACUGUGGGUGCUGGCUAUGCUGCAAAGAUCCCACACAGACUGGGUGAAAGCAACUGCGACCGUCUAUUCUCUAAUGUCAGAUUGUGCACCAAAAAAAUGUAUGCUGACGCUGGUGAUAAAACUACUUUCUUCCCCGCGGACGGAUGGGCAACGUAUUUUGUAGACGUAAUGCCUAUCAGAGGAGUCUCUGAAUACACGGCUACCAUCGCCUAUAAUCUCCUUAAUGAAGGAAAGGACGGCCGCCAGAAGGUUGAUUCACUGAAGAUGAUCCUGAGAGCUGAGGGCACUCAACCUACUGAGGCUACAGCCACCCUAAAAUACAACAGGAACAGGAAUGUAUUCACCACCCAAAUCCAGAUACCUGACUUUGAUGUUGAGGCUGGUGUCAAGGUUGGCAUGACUGACAGCAAUACCAAAGGCAAAUCCAUUACUCUCGAGAUCACCAACAAGAACGUCCCACAGCUCUCUCUGAUUGGCCGUGCCCAGCUUCAGGCCAUGACUGAUGGCAUGGUGCAGGUUCAGCUGUUAGUCCCCUCACUCAAGACUGAUGCUGCCAUCACUGCGACCAUGAAGAAUGCUGACGAUAUCACCAUGGAGAUCAAGAGUGAUAUCAAGCUUCCAGAGACCUCAUCCAUUCAGGCAGUCACAUUUAAAUAUGGUAAAGAUCAGGCUGAGGUUCAGCUGAAGUCCAACAUGAAUGCUGAUACUACGAUCCUGGUGCCUUACAAUGAUGCCCUCCAGGCCUGGGUCAGGCAGAUUGUGGAGGAUGUCAUGGACCAGCAGAUUGUCAAGACUGACAUGAAACUGCGUCACAUCUUCAACAAGGCAGUUGAGGCCAGCAAUGUCUGGAUGGACAAGAUCUCAACUGAUGUUCCCUAUGUUAACACUCUGAGAGACAAUAUAGCAAUGGUGGAGAUGCCCUCCAUGCCUGCCAAACUAUUCAUGGACGUUGAAAGCGCAGUCAGAUACAGGUUCAACCAGGACCGUUUGACCAUCAGUGUCCCUCUGCCCCUUGGAGGCAAAUCAUCUGAGGAGCUAAGGAUACCUUCCACAGUCACCUCUCCACGCAUCUCCAUGCCUCAGCUGGGUGUAGAGUUUGACUCACAGGAGAUCCAAAUCCCCACUUUUAACAUUCCUUCUGAAUAUGAGAUCACCCUGCCUCUGAUGGGAAUGGUGGAAGCAUCUGCUAAGGUCAACAGCAACUACUACAACUGGGAGACAAUUGUGUCUGCUGGCAACAAUACUGCAGAGUCUCCUAGCUACUUGGCCAAAUUCAAAGUCAUGGCUGACAGUCCAAUCAAACUUCUCUCUUUCACAACUGAGGGAGCUACAGAAAUUACCGAAACAGCAGAAACCAUGAAAUUCACCAUGGAUGCUUCCCUGGACCAUGAACUCAUGAGAACAAAUGUUAAUGUGAUGGAAACCAUUGCUGUGUCAGACAAAGUCAUGUCAUCAGGAAGAUACAACAUGCUUGCCAGUGCCCCUCUGGGUCUGGAGACUUCCCUGACUAUUACCAACCAGUUCACCCUAGACUCAAACAAGUUCUUUGGAGAUGUCAACACAGAUGGAAGUGUGUCCAUUGGACCCAUGACUGCCAGCACCACUUAUCUCCACACCUUUUCUGUUGAGCCAGUGAAAAAAGAAGCAAGAAUGGAAAGUACACUGAGUGUGACCUCUGAAAUCCUGAAGGUUGUAAACAAGAUCAAGGCAUCAUAUGAAAAUGACGAACUUCUGGUUGAGUCUAACACCAACAUGAACAGUGACCCCAUCAAGCACACCACCAAAAUUGACCUUAACUACAAGGAUGUCACACUUACCAUCAAGUCUGACUCCGUGACCAAGUCUGCUGAGAGAAUCCUUCGUAGCCAGGUGGAGUUCUCUGCCUCCGAAGCACAGGCCAGCCUCAGAAUUGAGAAUCAAGCUGAUGAUACAGAGAACCGGGCCUAUUCUCUGCUUACCGGGUCCAUGAGUCCCUCUGGCUUGGAGCUCAAUGCCGAUGCCUCCGUUAACAUCUUUGCAAGCCUUGCCUCUCACAAAGCAACCUUGACCCUGAACAUGAAUGGCCUGACCACCAGCUGUACAACAACUGCUCAGCACAGCCCAAUGACCUUUGAGAAUGUUUUCCAAGGUGGACUUGACACUUCUGGUGCCACCAUGUCUCUCACCACAAAGGGAGGCAUUAAGGAGAACAAAGUUGAGCUCAAUGUUGAUGGAAAGAUUGCAAGCACAGAAGUUUAUCUCAACAGCAUCUUGAAGGGUAACCUCUUUGACAUGAACACCAGGAACAGAGUGAACCUCAGAGUGAAUGAAGAUGGCUUAGUUUUCUCCAACAACAUGGUUGGAUCUUUCAACGAGAUGAGGACUGAAAAUACCCACUCACUGUCUCUGACAAUGAGAUCUUUUACCCUCAGCUCCAAGACUGACAACGUCCUUGACAAGAAAAACUCCUACAUGCAUGACAUCACAGUAAACAUGGAGCGUUUCACAGUCUCAGUUAUGAUGAAAAACGACCUGAAGAUCAUGGAGAUUAACUUUGUGAAUGAUGCCCAGUUCAAGGCAGAGCCCUACAACAUGGAGCUGACUGGAACGAUGAUGGGAGCCUUCUCAGAGGAGGAGCUCAAGCACACCUAUGAAAUCAAGUUUGUUGACAUGGUCCUGUCUACUAAGUCCAAUACCAAUGGUAAACUCCUAGGAUCUCAAAUGACACAUGACACUGAUAUGGAAGUUGCUGGUCUGACCAUGAAGUUUAACAAUGUUGCCAACUUCAAAUCACAAAAUCUUCGUUUGGACAGCACAAUCAAAACUGUUGCUGAACCCUUCACUCUGAACAUUGAUGCCAUUUUCAACUCAAAUGGUGCAAUGUAUCUGUAUGGACAGCAGAGCGGCGAACUAUACAGCAAGUUCCUCCUGAAAGCAGAACCCCUAGUCUUCACACAUUCAUUUGAGUCCAGAGCCUCAACCACUCAUGAACUGGAAGGCAGAGCCACUAUCAACACCAAUAUGGACAACAAGUUCAACAGCAUGCUCAGUCUCCAAGAGCAAAGUGUCACACUGAAGAUGACAUCCAAUGUGAAUGACCACAGAUUUGAACAAGAAAUGGGUGCUUUUAACAAUGCAGAGAGAAUGGGUAUUGAGAUGAAAGGAGCAGUCUCCACCACCCUCUUCAGUGAAGCUAGUCAAGAUUAUGCCAUCUCUGGAUUUGUGAAAUACGACAAGAACAGUGACAGCCACUUCAUUCAGAUCCCUUUCAUUGAGCAACUACCUGCAGUCUUCGAAAAUGUAAAGGCCACAAUGAUGAUGCUGAUGGACCAGAGCAUUGAGAUGCUGAAAGACAUCAACACCAAAUAUGACAUCAGUGCCAAGUUUCAGAACAAGGUGUCAGAACUGAAAGAGGUAAUUGAAAACUUUGACUUCAACCUAUUUGUCGAAGAUCUGAGGAAGUAUAUCAACUCAAUGGAAAAUGUCAUGACCAACCUGGCAGCAAAGUUCCCAACUGACAAAGUCAUGAAUGUGCUGAAGUCAAUGAAAGAUGCUAUCAUGGCUUGGAUGAAGAAGCAUAACAUUGCUAACAAGUUCAAUGUAAUGUAUGGCAAAGUAGAAGAGAUUCUCUCCAACUAUGAGGUUGAGAAGAUGGUUGAGGCUGUAAUGGAUCAGGCUGUUCAAAUCAUGAAGCAGUAUCAGGUGAAGGAAAAGAUUCGGUCUGCAUUUGCUGCUCUCAGAUCAGUUGACAUCCAGCCUUUGAUCAAAAAGCUUAUGGUACCAGCUCAGGAGCUUGUGAAUGAACUGCACUCCUUUGACUUUAAACAGCUGAUUAAUGAUAUGAGUGACUAUUUCAUGAGAAUGAUCCAGAAAAUCAAAUCUUUUGAUUAUGACACAUUCACUAUGGAGUUGAAAGAGAAAGUGACAGAUAUGAGCAAGAUUCCCUGUUUUGGAAAACUCUAUGGAGAGUUCAGAGUAAUGUCACCUCAUUAUAACCUCAGGACCACUGCUGACCUGGAAAACACCACCACAACAUCACUCACACCAGAAUUCAAAAUGAACCUUAACUCAAAGGCAACAUCUAUCUUGAAAGUCCUUGACUUCACUGUGGAUGCCAGUGCACAUUUUGCUUUGCCCAAGAUGAGUCGUCUGUCAAUCACUGAGGACAUCAAGGUUGACCAGUCAUGUAUUACACUCGACCACAAGGGGACAAUGAUUUUCUAUGGCCUGUCAGCUCAAGCAUCUGCUGAAACUACUGCAAAGGUCGCAACUGAGAUCUAUGUUGCGGAGCUUGUCAAUAGUGCAUUCUUUGCUAUGGAAAAUGGAGUGUCUAUCACAGUAGAUACUAGCUAUAAACAUGAUGUCAACAUGCCAGCCUUCAACAUCUUCAGUGAUGCAUCAAUGAGUCAAAAGACAGUUUUCAAGCUUGAAGAUGGUUCUGCCAAUCUGAACAUUAACAAUCUUGCCAAUGGAAAAUAUGCAGUUCAGGAAUUUGCAGAUGAGGCAACCCACAAGAGUGACAUGGAGAUGGUCAUGGACCUCCAUACAGCCAAAGUUACUUUCACAGGAGCAACAGGCUGCAGCCAAGUCAAAGCUAAUCAAAAUGUGGUUGCUGAUAUUUGCAUUUUCCGCCAUGUAAUUGUUGAUGCCAAGGCUGAGACAGAAACACCCUUCAUGAGGAACAGCAUCGCAAAGGUGAAGUUCCAGGCUAAGGCUGGAGAUCUGAAAAUUGAUUUUACUGCCUCUCAUGAUGCAGAGCUGGUUGGACUGGUUGAGGGAACUCUUUCAAACUCUGUUAUUGCUUCGGUCACACCAGAUGAGCUCACGUUUGACACCAAGAAUAAGGGAAAUGCCAAGGUUGUCCUUCCAUUCAAGCUGUCUGGAAAGGUAGAUCUCCAGAAUGACGUCGCUCUUACCCUGAACUCUGAAGUGCAGCAAACCAGCUGGAACAGUUUGGCUAGAUUCAACCAGUACAAAUACUCCCAUUCCAUCACCAUGGAUAAUGGUGAACAGGAAAUUAACAUAUAUUCCCAGAUUAAUGGAGAAGCAAAUCUUGAUGUACUGACAGUACCUAUCACCAUUCCUGAAAUGACUGUGCCAUUUUUUGGUAUAAGAACACCAAGAGUGGAAGACUACUCACUGUGGAAAGACACUGGCCUUCACAAUCUCCUCAUCACAACCCAGCAGACAUUUGACAUGAACUCCAAAAUAAAGUACAUGAAGAACUUUGAUGUGAUCACCAUUGACAUUAAUAUGGACCCAGUCAUCAAUGCCAUUAAUGCCAAUGUCAAAACUCUGCAUAAGAAUGUUCUCAUCGGCACGGAUAAGGCUGCUGACAUCCUCGUUACCUCCUAUGCCAAAGCAAAGGCAGAGUAUGAAAAAUAUGGUAUUGAAUUGCCUAAAACCAUUACAGUCCCAGCCUACAAAGUCCCAGUGAUGAAUGUUGAGGUGUCUACAUUCACCAUUCCAGUGCCUGACUUCACAAUGCCAUCUCUGCAUGUUCCAUCUGCUCUUAGCAAGCUGACAAUCCCAGAAAUCACUCUGCCCAAAAUUCAGAGCAUUAAGAUCCCAGUAAUGGGUGAUCUGACCUAUGAGUUCUCCAUGAAAACAGCAAUGCUCACACUCAAAACUGAUGCCAGCAUCCUUAACCAGGGCGAGAUCAUCAUGAAACUUGAUGCUUCCUCAUCCUCUGAAUGUGAGCUUCUGAAUGGAAAGAUUGAGGGCAACACCAAUGUGAACAUGGUUGAUGGAUUCAAAAUGGCCUCUGUCCUGGCUGUAAAACAUUCAAUGGUAGAGGGAAACCAUGACAGCAACAUCAUCAUAAGUUAUGAAAAUGUGGGAACCUCCAUCACCAACUCAGCAAAAGUCAAUCUGCCCAAUCUGUCAAUGGAAAUCAACCACAAAAUUACUGGAAAUCCAGUGGAUGGCCUUGUUGUCUCUAUGUCCAUUCCAUCUGCCGGACUCAUUGCAGUUCAAAUGCAGACUAAGCGCCCAGCACAAGUGAAAGCAAGACUCUAUGGUAGCUACCCGUCUGAGCCAACUACAGAUGUUGACAUCUUGGGUCUGAAGUUGUCUGUGAGGAACUCUGAGAAGUUGAACCUUCAGACAACCUGGAAUACGGAGAUGCCCUAUGAGAUGAUGCUGGGACUGAAGAACCAGGUUCCCGCAGUCAUGGGAAUGGUCUCUGCCUAUGGUGGCAGGACAUAUGAUGCAAUCUAUGACCAGGCUAGAAACAUUGGGGAUUCCUUUGAACAGGCUGGAAAGCAGGGUAAAGUGAUGUUUAAGAGGGCUGUUGACAACCUUGCAGCAGUAUAUCCUUCUAACACUAUGGCAACUGUCACAGAUAAGACCAUUUUGCUCUUGAAAGAGUACCAAAAGAAAGUUGAGAUUGUUCUUGAUGCUGUUGUUAAAUUCCUGAGAGAGACCAAGUUCCAGAUCCCUGGCUUUGAACAGAGGCUGUCUGGACUUGAGGUCUACCAGAAAUUGAGUGCCUUUGUUGCUGAUGUAUCUCAGGAGGCUAUUGAAAAGAUUCCACAGUACUUCUCUUCCAUGUUUACAGCAGGCCUUGAUUAUGUUAAAGCCAUUGAAUUUACCCUCCCUGGCUCAAGCUAUGUUGUCAGUGGAAGAGAAAUUCUUGAUGAUUUGUUGGUAGCUUUGAGGAAAAUCCAGCGCCAAGUGAUUAUCACUGUGAGGAAAGUGGGAGAUAUUCAAUUGGAAGAUAUAAUUAGUAAAUUCUCUGAAUUUGUGCAGUUUACCACUGAACAAAGUGAGAGGCUCCUUCAAACCCUAAAAUCUCAGAAUGUUGAGAAGCUCUCAACUUUUGUGACUGAUGUAUACAAUGAUGCCAUCAACUCUCGUGUCCUGGCUGAUGUUUCCAUGCAGGUCCAACAGGCCCGCAGAAUUGUUAUGGAAUAUUUAGAAGCUGUGAAAGCUAAACUCCAGAAUAUUUUGUCUGGCAUGUCUAGUGAACAGCUUCAAGUUGACAUCCAGUCCUGGAUUGCCUCAAUGGUAAAACGUGUGAAUGCUUUCCACAACAAUGUCAUCAGGACCCUUAAGGAAAAAAGCAAAAAUGUUGAGCAAUUUGUGAGAGUAAGUGACAGACAGAUUGAGGUCGACAUUCCUUUACCAUUUGUUGCCAAAUUCAACUAAGUAACCAUGGCUAACAAGGAUAUACAUUGUAUGUGUUGACUGUAUCUAUUGUGUAACCAAGUGUAUUCUCAUCUCAACAAAAUAAAAAAAACUGUAUGUUAACAAAUAUUGUCUGUACUUAUGCUUGUCUCUGUAUUCUGUUUUUCUAAUUAUUAAUUUUGUUUAUUAUUUCACAGUAGUCUCCCAGUUGUUCUAAUCCUACUGUGUUCCUUCUCUGUCUUGUUCUAUUUAAAAACAACAUGUGGGCUUCAAUAAAGAUAGUUUAUACUGCA